AUGGAAGACGUCAUAUUUUCGAGCAUUGCAACUAGUGGACAGAUUGAACCUAAGUUUCAACAAAGAUUUCAGACAAAUUUUGUGCUGGUCCAGAACAUUUUGGACCAGAACAGGCUUUUGAUAAAUGAGAUAAACCAGAACCACGAGUCUAAGAUCCUGGACAAGUUGUCGCGCAAUGUGGGACUGAUCCGGGAGCUCAACAACAACAUAAGAAGAGUGGUUGACCUGUACGGCCGUCUCUCCAACUCUGCCAGAUCAAUGGAGACCUUGUCUGAAGGGGAGUCAGCCGGGACAACUAAGUCCGAUGGGAGAGGCGGGCUAAAGAGAGUUAGGUCUGGCAAUUGA
This is a messenger RNA of Salvia splendens (bonfire salvia), 345 nucleotides long. Its product is annotated as protein ELF4-LIKE 4. The transcript has a single exon. Gene Ontology annotation, biological process: positive regulation of circadian rhythm; entrainment of circadian clock. The record is from RefSeq and is a predicted model, not a curated record. Lineage: Eukaryota; Viridiplantae; Streptophyta; Magnoliopsida; Lamiales; Lamiaceae. Bases 1 to 345 code for a protein of 114 amino acids.